Molecule: messenger RNA, 1771 nt
Organism: Oryza sativa Japonica Group (Japanese rice)
Lineage: Eukaryota; Viridiplantae; Streptophyta; Magnoliopsida; Poales; Poaceae
Product: probable WRKY transcription factor 49
Biological process (GO): regulation of DNA-templated transcription
Molecular function (GO): sequence-specific DNA binding; DNA-binding transcription factor activity
Source: RefSeq, a predicted model, not a curated record
GGGUUGGUAGAUUAUAUUAAUGAAGUCACACUCACACACUAGCUAGCUAACCAGCCAGUUAAUACUCCAUAUAAACAAACUGAUCCUAUCUUGGAAGAAUUAAGCAAGUAGCAGCAGCAGCUUAGGUUGAUCAUAUGGAUGGUGCGAUGCAAGAGAGCAGAGAGUAUUGGCGCGACGGCGGCGAUGUCGUCGGAGAGGAGCUCUUGAGGGAGAUCCUCGAUGAGACCGCCGCGGUGCAUUCCAAUUCCAAUUCCAAUUCAAAUUCAAAUUCCAAUUCAAAGGAGGCGGAGGAGGAGGAUGAGAGAGAAUAUUUUGCCGCAGCUGCAGCGGAUGAGCAGCUGCAGGUGGAGGCUCCUUGCGGGCGGCGGCGGCGGGAGUCGAUGGUGAACAAGCUCAUCUCCACGGUGUAUUCUGGGCCAACCAUCAGCGACAUCGAGAGCGCUCUCUCCUUCACCGCCGCCGGCGACCAUCAGCUACUCGCCGACGGUCACAAUUUCGCUGCAAGUAGCUGUAGCCCAGUGGUUUUCUCGCCGGAGAAGACGUUGAGCAAGACGAUGGAGAACAAGUACACACUGAAGAUGAAAAGCUGUGGGAAUAAUGGUGGGCUCGCAGAUGAUGGGUACAAAUGGAGAAAGUAUGGCCAGAAAUCCAUUAAGAACAGCCCAAACCCCAGGAGCUACUACCGGUGCACGAAUCCGCGGUGCAACGCGAAGAAGCAGGUGGAGCGAGCUGUGGACGAACCCGACACUCUGAUCGUCACCUACGAGGGUCUCCACCUGCACUACACCUACUCUCACUUCCUCCACUCCACUUCUUCCUCCUCGUCGUCUACUACCACCCAACAACAACUGCAGCCUCAGCCUCAGAUGAUGACCAACUGCAAGAAGAAGCCCAAGCUGCACCUGCACCCGCUGCUGCACGACGACCCACCCCCACCCCCACCGCCGCCGGAAAUGACGACCAUGAUGAUAAUGCAGAGCUUCAGCAUCCAGCAACAACAACAUGAUGAUGAUCAGCUGCUGCAGCCUGCUGCAGAUGAUCACUUGAUGGUGCAGGCUCCCCCCGAUGAUUGUUACAAUAUUAACGGCAGCAGCAGCAGCGGCUUGAUGAUGAGCUUGGACGACGACGAGCAGGCCGCCGGCGCCGGCGGGCUACUGGAGGACGUGGUGCCUCUGCUGGUCCGCCGCCCGCCGCCGCCCAUCUGCAACAACAACAACUACUACUACUCGCCGGCCACCACCUGCACCUCUGACAACGAGUACGGCUCGUCGGCGUCGGCGUCGCCGUCCUCCUCCGUCUCCGUCUCCAGCUGGACUACUCCCAUGUCUCCCUGCAUCGACAUGGCCAUACUCUCCAACAUCUUCUAGCUAUAUUCAAAUUAAUGAAAUUUCAUCUAGUAUUCUCUAGCUAGCUAGCUAGUCGAUCUAGUACUUACAAGAUAUAUAUAGGUAUGUAUGCGUACUGUACGUACGUAGCUAGUGCAGCACGUAUUACUACUAUAGUUGUUGCUUUUGUUAAUUUCCAGCUGAUCCACCAUGCAUCGUAUCGAAAGGUACACGUUGUAUCUACUACUAUAUGUAUGUAUCUUCAUCAGAGUAUAGUAUAUAGAAGUAGUAUAUGUAGAUCCAUCCUAUGCUAUGUCAUAUGGAAAUCUAGCUAUAAGAUGCUCUCGCCGGCCGGCUGGCUUAAAUAUUGGCGAUGCAAUAAUAAUUAAUAUAAUCUCUAUAUUUGUAUCAAUCAUAUAUUGAUGAGAUAUUGCACGAGUUAAAUC